This is a messenger RNA of Urocitellus parryii (Arctic ground squirrel), 1233 nucleotides long. It is a transcript of the gene Mlnr, whose product is annotated as motilin receptor. Gene Ontology annotation, cellular component: plasma membrane. Gene Ontology annotation, molecular function: G protein-coupled peptide receptor activity. Gene Ontology annotation, biological process: G protein-coupled receptor signaling pathway. The record is from RefSeq and is a predicted model, not a curated record. Lineage: Eukaryota; Metazoa; Chordata; Mammalia; Rodentia; Sciuridae.
AUGGGUAGCCCCUGGAACGGCAGCGCUGGCCCCGAGGGCGCGCGGGAGCCGCCUUGGGCCUCGCUGCCGCCGUGCGACGAGCGCCGCUGCUCCACCUUCCCCCUGAGGACGCUGGUGCCGGUGACCGUCGUGUGCCUGGGCCUGUUCGCCGUCGGGGUGAGCGGGAACGUGGUGACCGUGCUGCUGAUCGGGCGCUACCGGGACAUGCGGACCACCACCAACUUGUACCUGGGCAGCAUGGCCGUGUCCGACCUGCUCAUCCUUCUGGGGCUCCCCUUCGACCUGUACCGCCUCUGGCGCUCCCGGCCCUGGGUGUUCGGGUCGCUGCUCUGCCGCCUGUCCCUGUACCUGGGCGAGGGCUGCACCUACGCCACUCUGCUGCACAUGACAGCCCUCAGCGUCGAGCGCUACCUGGCCAUCUGCCGUCCGCUGCGUGCCCGCGUCCUCAUCACCCGGUGCCGCGUCCGCGCGCUCAUCGGUGCUCUCUGGGCGGUGGCCCUGCUCUCUGCCGGGCCCUUCUUUUUUCUGGUGGACGUCGAGCAGGACCCCAGCAUCUACCCGAUCGUGGACCUUAACGGCACUGAGCAACACACCUUCUUGUCCAGCGUGCCGCCGCCCCUCUGGCCCUCGCGGGCGCCACUGUCGUCCCCGCUCUCUGGACCUGAGGCUGCAGCGGCCGCGGCGCUGUUCAGCCGCGAGUGCAGGCCAAGCCGCGCACGGUUGGGUACAUUGCGGGUCAUGCUGUGGGUUACCACUGCCUACUUCUUCCUGCCCUUCCUGUGCCUCAGUGUCCUCUACGGGCUCAUCGGGCGAGAGCUGUGGAAGAACCGAGAUCCACUGCAAGGUCCUGCCGCCCUGGGGCGGGAGAGGAGCCACCGGCAGACAGUCCGCGUCCUGCUGGUGGUGGUUUUGGCAUUUGUAGUUUGCUGGUUGCCUUUCCACGUUGGCAGAAUCAUUUACAUAAACACCGAAGAUUCCCGGAUGAUGUAUUUCUCUCAGUACUUCAACAUUGUCGCUCUGCAACUAUUCUAUCUGAGUGCAUCCAUCAACCCAAUCCUCUACAACCUCAUUUCCAAGAAGUACAGAGCAGCCGCCCGUAAACUGCUGCUUGCAAAACGGUCYAAACCAAGAGGUUUCUGCAGAAGCAAGGACACUGGGGGGGACCCUGGGGGAGACACGGGAGUUACAGUUGGCUACACAGAGACCAGUGCUAACACAAAGACAAUGGCCUAA